AAGAGAGAAAGAAAGAGAGAGAAAGAGAGAGAGAAAGAGAGAGUGGAUUAGUUAAAUGCACAAAAACACUGCAUCAAACCAAUGCACUGCUCCGAGCAGGAUGCGUCAGCAGUACAUUCACGUUUCCCACUCAAGGACAAAAGAGAAAGAAAGAGAGCAACAGAGUGAACAAGCGAAUGAAAGAGAGAGAGUGAGAGCAGCCUUGCACCACACUGGCACCAGAAAAACGUGCCGGAAUAACCUGAGCAGCAGGAUUAACACCGGGGCUGCAGGGUUAAAAUCGUGUUGCCGUGGGGACACGCUGCCGUUUUCUCCAGGUCACCUGGGAAGCGCUUUAUUCUCCUCUAAACCAGGGAGCCAGAGAGAGAAACAAGAGAGAGAGAAAGAGAGGACAGUGGAAGCUAACACGGUUGAAAGGCUUCGCGCUGGCACACACAAAGGACUGAGUGCUUUGAGCUUGGCCACUACCUCAGGACACUGCGGGGUCUGAGAAGAACAGGAGAGGGGGAGAGAGAGAAAGAGAUACACAUCCCCGCUCUCGCUCAUCUGCUGCUACAGCGGAUCUGUUUUCCUCAUCGAUGCUGCUAUAACAUUCACGCCUGUGCCCCGCUCGGCUCUCUUGCUUCACUCUCCUAUUCUGCCGCGCGGUGAAGAAAAAAAGGGAUUGAAAACAGGAGCGAGAAAGAGACAGAGGGAGAUGGCGCUUUAGCCUCUAUUUGCUGUGCUGAUAUUGCUGCUGAAUCUACUCUACGCCCCCCCUCCCUCUCUCAACUCUGUUACAAACCCCCACCCACCCUCGGAAGAAAUUGACGGAUUAUUGGGAAGUGCGCGGGAGGCAGGCUGCAGCUGCUGUGUGUGUGUGUGUGUGUGUGUGUGUGUGUGUGUGUGUGUGUGUGUGUGUGUGUGUGUGUGUGUGUGUGUGUGUGUGAGCGCCGCUGCUGGCGAGCCGUGUUUGCGUGCUGCUGUGCUGGAGCGCAGAGCUAGUUAAGAGGAGAAAUAAGCUAAUGACCGCAGUGUGUGUCGCGUAGCCUUUUCAACCCUGCCGAGCGCUACAGAAAUCAAGUGGACACGACGCGACACACACAGAGAGAGAGAGAGGGUGGACUGACUGACUGACCACCAAAAAAUAGAAAGAGCCAAGGGAAAGGAAAGGGGGGGUCGUGUCCCCCCCCCCCCCCUCAAACAAAAGGGGAAGAAAUUUGAAAGGACUGUGGAAUUUUUCUUCUUCCUCCUUAACCCCCCCCUCCUCUACCCUGAAACCCCCACCCAUUUUUCUUCUCUGCCUUGGGUUUUCAGAGUGCGGAGUGUGUGUGUCGGUGAGCACGCGUUUGUGCUAUGGAGACUUGGAGAAGGCGUUCGGCGGAAACAUCGAGCGGCGGAUUCCAAGGACAAGCGGGAGAAGAGCAGCCGAGGGCAAGCGAGCGUGUACUGCUAUAGGAGCCUGACUGGAUUCCUACCCAUCUAAAACACAAGCUUCGGAUGGGCCUUCACAUCUUUUCCUUCUUCGGAUGAUGUUCGCUUGUGUGGAAUUAUAAAAAGGGGCCAUUUUGGCAAAGAAUCUUCACUUCAUUUGCUUCUAACAGAGCAGAAAGAAAAGUCUUUAUUUCUCUGCUCCUUGGAUAUAUACCUGAUUUAAACACUCUGUGAUUGACAAACAAUCUCGUAAGGACCUGUAAAAAAAAAAGCUUGAGGUAGGUGUCUAGCAUUUCCAACCCUAUUUCAAUCAUCUCCAUCUCCUAUUCUAUAAUUGUUUCUGUCUCUGAAACAUUUAAGAGCAGUUGCCCUCCCCCUCCAGUAGUGUCCAUGGAAAAGGGAGCCAGAGUCUUGCUUAAUCCGGGGUAGGGCCAGCCCUCUCCACCCGCCCCUUAUACCUCACCCCCCCCCUCCCACUUUCGACUACCAACCCAUUCAACCAACCGACCCCCCCCCCCCCCCCCAACCCUCUCCCCCCCGGACGAUGCUGAAUUAUGAGCGUGCCACAUCAUGAGUCUCCUGGGGCGGGUAGCUGUGCGUCGAGCCACCCUGCUCUGUGUUGUGUUCCUGAUGGCGCGAGCGUGGAGCAGCGCCUCUCUGGCUAUGGCGGGGGCGGCAGCGCCAGGCCCUCAGGGCUGCCCACCGCAGUGCUCGUGUAGUAGCCAGCUGAGCAAAGUGGUGUGCACUCGGCGCGGCCUCACUCGCGUGCCCCCGGGCAUCCCCGCCAACACGCGCCACCUCAACCUGAUGGAGAAUGCAAUUGGAGAGGUGCAGGCCGACACCUUCCGACACCUGCACCACCUUGAGGUUCUGCAGCUGGGCCGCAACGCCAUCCGGCAGAUCGAGGUGGGCGCCUUCAAUGGCCUCACCAGCCUAAACACGCUGGAGCUAUUUGACAACCGGCUAACUGGGGUGCCCAGUGGUGCCUUUGAGUACCUGUCCAAGCUCAGGGAAUUAUGGCUGAGGAAUAACCCCAUCGAGAGCAUCCCUUCGUAUGCCUUCAACAGAGUGCCCUCGCUCAUGCGUUUGGACCUGGGCGAGCUACGCAAGCUGGAUUUCAUCUCCGAUGGCGCCUUUGAGGGCCUGCACAACCUCAAGUACCUCAACCUGGGCAUGUGCAACAUCCGGGGGGAGAUGCCCAAUCUGAGCCCCCUGCUGGGCCUGGAGGAGCUGGAGAUCUCGGAGAACCUCUUCUCCGAAAUCAAGCCAGGCUCCUUCCGGGGCCUGCGCUCACUCAAGAAGCUGUGGGUGAUGAAUUCGCAGAUUGGGGUGAUCGAGCGCAACGCCUUUGACGACCUGAGCUCGCUGGUGGAGCUCAACCUAGCCCACAACAACCUGAGCGCCCUGCCGCACGACCUGUUCUCCCCCCUCAGGUACCUAGUGGAGCUGCACCUCCACCACAACCCCUGGAACUGUGGCUGUGAAGCCCUGUGGCUGGCGCGAUGGCUGCGAGAGUACAUCCCUACCAAUUCUACCUGCUGUGGCCGAUGCCACGCGCCGGCCCACAUGCGGGGCCGCCAGCUGGUGGAGUUGGACCGGGGGGAGACCGGCGUGCUGCAGUGCUCUGCCCCCUUCAUAGGCGACGCGCCAAGAGACUUGAAUAUUUCGGCAGAGCGUGUAGCGGAGCUCCGUUGCCGGACUGCGCCAAUGUCCUCGGUUCGGUGGCUGCUGCCCAAUGGGACUGUCCUGACGCAUGCCUCGGCCCACCAGCGGAUCGCCGUGCUCAACGAUGGCACACUCAACUUCUCCAACGUGCUGGCGGCUGACACAGGCACCUACACCUGCAUGGUGUCCAACGCGGCCGGCAACUCAAACGCCUCGGCCUACCUCAACGUGAGCGCGGCUGAACUCAACACGUCCAACCUCAGCUACUUCACCACGGUGACCGUGGAAGUGCCGGGACCCACCACAGAGAUGCCCAAGCCCACAACGAGCGCCCCUAACACUGGUAGGGGGGCAGGAGGAGAAGCAGGAGGAGACGCUGGCACCACCACCACCACCGCCUCACCCUCCCUCUUUCAGCCCGUCUUCAUCUCUACUCCCACCGUUCUGCUCCAGAACACCGAGGGCCAGCCAGGCGCCCAACCGUCCGCCGUUCCUGCCUCCAAGUCUGUCACGGUCAAGCCACCCGACACAGUCCCCAGCCUGGACGAGAUGAUGAAAACCACCAAGAUCAUCAUCGGCUGCUUCGUAGCCGUCACGCUGCUGGCCGCCGUCAUGCUCAUCGCCUUCUACAAGCUGAGGAAGCGCCACCAGCAGCGGAGCACGGUGGCAGCCGCCCGUACGGUAGAAAUCAUCCAGGUAGACGAGGAGGACCUGCCGCCGCCUGCUUCUGCUGCCAACGAGAUCCGAGACCACACGCUGCCCGAGAUAAGAGACCACAACAGCAUCCAAAAACUGGAUUAUAUCAGCCACAAAACAGACUAUGGCUUCCCCAAACCCAAAGCCGACUACAAGGGGGACUACACAAUCCACAUGCCCAAACCAGACUACAUUAUACACAAGCCCAAGGCUGAGUACACCACCUAUAAACCAACCGUGGACUACACUACCCACAAAUCUACAGUGGAAUAUAGCACCCACAAAUCUACACCAGAUUUUAGCCUUCAUAGACCAAAGGCUGACUAUAGCCCAUUCAGACCAGAAUAUAGCACUCACAAGCAGCCUAAAGCGGACUAUAGCCCCUUCAAACCUGACUACAGUACUCACCCGAGAACACCUAAAGCAGAUUAUAGCCCAUUCAAACCGGAUUAUAGCAGUAGUACUCACCCAAGAACACCUAAAGCAGAUUAUAGCCCAUUCAAACCGGAUUAUAGCAGUAGUACUCACCCAAGAACACCUAAAGCAGAUUAUAGCCCCUUCAAACCGGAUUAUGGCACUCAUCCAAAACCCAAACCGGACUGUAGCCCAUUCAAACCUGACUACAGCACUCACCCACGACCUAAACCAGACUACAGCCCUUACAAACCUGACUACAGCACUCAGUCCAAAUCCAAACCGGAGUACAGUACACACAAAUCCAAACCCGACAACAGUCAAUACAAACCCAAAUCAGAACACACCCCCAAGGGCGCGCCGGACUACAUCGUCUUCAAAUCAGGCUACAACAGCCCCCACAAACAGGAUUAUGGCAACCAGAAACCCAAAAUGGAUUCCAGUCCCCACAAAGCAGACCAUCACAAGGUGGACUACCGCACCCUCAAGCCCAAAUACAACACGUACAAGCCAGCAGGACAUGGGGCUAAAUGGACAGAGAACAACAUUGGGAACUCUCUCCCUCGAACCUUGCCCAGCGCCAUCACAAACCUCCCUGAGCCCUUUGUCAUAAAAACUCACACCAAGGAGAAGGUUCAGGAGACUCAGAUUUAAAGCCCCCCUCACAACCCCCCUCCCCAGCCACGUCCAAAUCCCCAUAGCCACCCCUCUCUUCUCACAACUACAUGCAAUAGAAUGCACAACGGGGGAAAAGACAGGAACUUUCUUUUUUGUACAGAGUGCAAAACUUAAAAAGACUGAACAUUUCUUGUUGUACAUGCUUAUAAAUACAUCUAUAUAUGAAACUAUUGAAAGUACCAUGGACUGGUGAUAGAGAAGCAUAUUAUAUUAAUUAAAAAUAAAUACAUUGAAACUAUUUUCUAACUUGUAACUUCUAUUUAAAAAGACGAGUUGUUUAACAUACUGUCUUGACUUUGAGAAAUGAGGGUAGACUUGUUAAAAUAAAAAUUAAAAGGCAUUGUGUGAAAAAACAAUGCUACAGAGAAUGCAGUGAAAAGAGAAAAAACAUUUAUACUGAGAGGACUUUCUUUAAGAAAACAAAAAGGUCCGUGUUUGAUCUUUACAGGUUUAUCUUGUAAAAGCACCAUGAAUUUGUAUUGUGCCAAAUGUUACAAAUGCAAUAAAAAUGAUUUUUGGAGAGAGAAAAA
Oncorhynchus kisutch (coho salmon) is the source of this 5396-nucleotide messenger RNA. Its product is annotated as leucine-rich repeat-containing protein 4-like. The record is from RefSeq and is a predicted model, not a curated record. NCBI's taxonomy places the organism in Eukaryota, Metazoa, Chordata, Actinopteri, Salmoniformes, Salmonidae. Gene Ontology annotation, molecular function: protein binding. The coding region runs from base 1984 to 4842 and encodes 952 amino acids. Gene Ontology annotation, cellular component: glutamatergic synapse; plasma membrane; postsynaptic density membrane. Gene Ontology annotation, biological process: postsynaptic density protein 95 clustering; synaptic membrane adhesion; modulation of chemical synaptic transmission. The transcript has a single exon.